GUGCUCUCAUUCUCUAGGAGAUUUGUAAUCUUGCUUUCGCAGUUUUUUCUUUCUGAGUACGAGAUGGCCGAGCAUCCUUGUCACUUCAAAAAAGAUUAUAGUCUCACAUAUAGAAAGGAAGGGGACUUAGUCAUAGGGGGCUUCUUCUCAUUUUUUCUGCAGUUUCAGCAACGCAAUGAUCAGGCAUCCUUCAAACAUUUUCCAACCUGGACUGGUGCAGCACCACGGUCCAUGCUCAAAAAUUACCAACAUUUUCUUUCUUUCCAAUUUGCUGUGGAUGAGAUCAACAAGAAUCCACGUUUGCUGCCCAACAUAACCAUGGGAUAUCAGUUGUUCAAUAACUUUCAUGACAGCAAUUCAGCUGUGGAGAACUCCUUGAUGUGGCUGUCAGGAAGGGGUCCAACCAUUCCUAAUUAUAAUUGUGACAGGCAGCACAAGUCAGUGCCUGUCAUUGGAGGGAUGUCAAUGAUAGUGUCCAUGUCUAUGGCCACCAUGUUAGGUCUCUUUAAAGUCCCACAGAUCAGCUACAGCCCAUUUGAUCUUCUGGCUGAUAAGGUCCAAUUUCCAUAUGUCUAUCCUAUGGGCAGCAAAGAAUUCACUCUGCACCUCGCAGUGGUCCAACUGAUGAUACAUUUUGGCUGGACUUGGGUUGGGUUGGUUCUUUCAGAUGACACAAAAGGGGAGAAAUUCUUCAAUGAUCUGAAAGAGGAAAUAGUCAGGAAUGGUUUGUGUGUGGCCUUUAAGGAAAUUGUUCCACCACAAUUUGACUAUAGACAUUAUGAACAAGUUAAAUUGUUUUCCAGGAUCACUGCAUCAUCAUCGAAUGUGAUUUUCAUUUAUGGAGAUACAGACUAGCUUCUAGCAUUAUCUUCUACAAUAUUUAAUUUUGGACUGCAUGGGAAGAUGCUAGUCACCACUUCCUCCUGGGUUUUUUCUGAAGUUUCUAAUAAUAGAUAGACUAGCAGUUUCCAUGGUACAAUGAUAUUUUCUCCUUCUAAGAUGAAGGUUCCUCAUUUCACAGAUUUUCUAAGUAGAGUGAACCCCACUAUGCACCCUAAUGAUAUUUUCCUAAAGAUUUUCUGGGAAUCUGCCUUUAAUUGUAAGCUUUCAGAAAAAAGACCUGAGGAAAUAGUUUAUGUCUCAUGCCUAAAAAAUGUUUCCCUGGCAGAUGUAAGUCCUUUGUAUUUUGACACGAUCAUAUUGGACUUGAGUUCUAAUGUCUACCAUGCAGUGUACUCUGUGGCCUGUGCUCUCCAUCAAAUGUUUCAGUCUGAAGAAAAGGAAGUGUCACAACUUGAAGCAAAUCCAGUUCUUUUUUCAAAGCUCCACCACUUUUUGAAAUUCAUCGGUCCUGUCAAUAUCACCAGUGAUGAGUCAUGUGAGCAUGGAGCCAGUAAAGCUGCUGAGAUAUAUGAUAUCCUGAACUUUAAAUCUUUACCUGGUAGAAUUGAGGCACUGGUAAAAGUAGGGGAGGUUAUCCCUCAUGAUCAGGGAAUCAGCAUUAAUGAAGAAGACAUAGAUUGGCCAGAAGAUUUCCCUCAGACCCCUACUUCCAUAUGCAGUCUGAGCUGUGGCCCUGGAUUUAGGAAGGCAGCCCGUGAAAGAGAGCCCAUCUACUGCUUUGACUGCAUACCCUGCCCUGAUGGAAGGAUUUCCAACCAGACAGAUGCAGAGCAGUGUCCACACUGUCCUGAAUAUCAGUACCCAAGCAAAGAGAGAGAUCGAUGCCUCCCCAUGACUGUGACCUUUUUGGCCUAUGAUGAACCUCUUGGAAUGACCCUGGCCUGUGCAGCUCUCUGCUUCUCCCUCCUCACUGCUCUGAUCCUUGGAGUCUUUGUGAAGCACAGAGAUACCCCCAUAGUCAAAGCCAAUAAACGCAGUCUCAGCUACACUCUUCUGGGCUCCCUCAGCCUCUGUUUCCUCUGCUCUUUGCUCUUCAUUGGCCGUCCUAACACCGCCACUUGUGUCCUGCGACAAACCACAUUUGCAGUUGUGUUUACAGUAGCAAUUGCUUCCAUUCUAGCAAAAACCAUCACUGUAGUUCUGGCCUUUAAAGCCACAAAGCCAGGGAGCAAGCUCAGGAGGUGGCUGGGUUCCACAGCAUCUUAUUCUCUCAUUUUUACCUGUACUCUAAUCCAAAUGUAUCUCUGUGGCAUCUGGCUUGGGACAUACCCCCCAUUUAUUGAGAUGGAUUUACACUCUGAGCCCGGCUUCAUUGUUAUUCAAUGUAAUGAGGGAUCCAUCAUAAUCUUCUACUGUGUCCUUGGCUACAUGGGCUUCCUGGCCUUGGGGAGUGUCACAGUAGCUUUUCUGGCCAGAAAUCUUCCAGACACAUUCAGUGAAGCCAAGUUCCUGACAUUCAGCAUGCUUGUAUUCUGCAGUGUCUGGAUAUCCUUCCUGCCUACAUAUCAGAGCACCAAGGGCAAGGGCAAGGCCAUGGCGACUGUGGAGGUCUUCUCCAUCUUGGCCUCCAGUGCUGGGAUUCUCAUUUGCAUCUUUGCUCCCAAGUGCUAUGUGAUCCUUCUGAGGUCAGACAGAAAUACCCAAGGAGAGCUCAGGAGAAAGGAGAACUCCAGUCUCUUUCAACUUUUUGGGUUCUACAGUUGUUUUAGACACUUUGGGCAUCCAGAUUUGAGAAAGAAGAUGGAUGGUGUCAAUUCCAUUUUGGGUUACUGA
Messenger RNA from Vombatus ursinus (common wombat), 2676 nucleotides. Its product is annotated as vomeronasal type-2 receptor 26-like. Gene Ontology annotation, biological process: G protein-coupled receptor signaling pathway. NCBI's taxonomy places the organism in Eukaryota, Metazoa, Chordata, Mammalia, Diprotodontia, Vombatidae. Gene Ontology annotation, cellular component: membrane. The record is from RefSeq and is a predicted model, not a curated record. Gene Ontology annotation, molecular function: G protein-coupled receptor activity.